AUUUAGCAUCACAUCAAAAGACCUUGGCUUUUUUCAUGUGCAUGAGACAUAUUAGCUUGUCUUUAGAGAAAGAAACUUCUCCUUGAGGGAUAAUACAACAGAAAGAACAGUUUGCCCAUGGACAGAAGGUCUGCGCGUGGACGUGAUGCGUGCACGCACUUCCGAACCGGUAGGGAAAUAGAUUGGAGCACCUCACCACAAGUGGUACCAUGGAGUUGUCACCUAUUGUCACUCAACCACAAAGUCACAGAACCACAAGGAGUUUCGAGUGGCAGACCGAGCUCUGCGAUUGCGGCGAUGACUGUAACAUCUGUCUGUGCGGAGCCUUCUGCCUCUGUUGCCUGGGGUGUAUCGUUGCCAAAGACAUGGACGAGUGUUGUUCCUGUGGUCCUACCGUAGCCAUGAGGACACGAUAUCGCACUUUGUAUAGGAUUCCGGGGUCGAUCUGCUCAGACUGUCUCACCACCACUUUCUGCUGCCCUUGUAACCUCUGCCAGCUCAAGAGAGAUAUCAACAGGAGGAAGCAGUUAGGGAUUUUCUAGGUUGGUCAGAGAGAAGCAGGAAACGUGAAGAAGGACCUCAACUUCUCAGGACCUCGGUAGAUCUCCUGCAAAGUUCUGCACCGUAGAAGCUCCAUUUGCACCACUGGCAGGAUUCCCGCAGGGCUUGCUUGCUUUGGGCUUAGCAUUUUGUGGUUUGCAUCGUGAUUUACAGAUCGUAAUUUAUACCAUGUCAGCGUGUGGUUUUUAAUUCAGCAAAUUGUGCCUUAUUUAAUAAAAAUGGGAAUAACAUGUGA
Ahaetulla prasina is the source of this 796-nucleotide messenger RNA. Its product is annotated as placenta-specific gene 8 protein-like. The record is from RefSeq and is a predicted model, not a curated record. The transcript is spliced from 6 exons. Gene Ontology annotation, biological process: positive regulation of transcription by RNA polymerase II. Bases 210 to 542 code for a protein of 110 amino acids. NCBI's taxonomy places the organism in Eukaryota, Metazoa, Chordata, Lepidosauria, Squamata, Colubridae.